Messenger RNA from Chinchilla lanigera (long-tailed chinchilla), 945 nucleotides. Its product is annotated as olfactory receptor 5B12-like. Bases 1 to 945 code for a protein of 314 amino acids. The transcript has a single exon. Gene Ontology annotation, molecular function: odorant binding; olfactory receptor activity; G protein-coupled receptor activity. Lineage: Eukaryota; Metazoa; Chordata; Mammalia; Rodentia; Chinchillidae. Gene Ontology annotation, biological process: sensory perception of smell; G protein-coupled receptor signaling pathway. The record is from RefSeq and is a predicted model, not a curated record. Gene Ontology annotation, cellular component: membrane.
AUGGAGAACAGCACAGCCGUGGCUGAGUUCAUUCUGCUGGGGUUAACCGAUGACCCGGGACUGCAGAUCCCGCUCUUCCUCCUCUUCCUCCUCGUCUACCUCAGCACUCUGCUUGGGAACCUGGGCAUGGCCGCGCUGAUCCUGCUGGACGCCCGCCUCCACACGCCCAUGUACUUUUUCCUCAGUCACCUCUCCCUGGUGGACUUCGGCUAUUCUUCAGCCGUCACUCCCAAGGUGAUGGCGGGUCUCCUCUCGGAGGACAAGAUGAUGUCCUACAACGCAUGUGCCGCCCAGUUCUUCUUCUUCGUAGCCUUCAUCACUGCAGAAAAUUUCCUCCUGGCCUCCAUGGCUUAUGACCGCUACGCGGCAGUGUGCAGACCCCUGCACUACUCCACCACCAUGACCACCAGCAAGUGUGUUUGUCUCCUCGCAGCCUCCUAUGUCUGUGGCUUCUUGAAUUCCGCCAUCCACACUGGGAACAUCUUCAGGCUCUCCUUCUGCAGGUCCAAUGUGGUAGAUCACUUCUUCUGCGAUGCCCCUCCUCUCCUGGCUCUCUCCUGCUCAGACAGCCAUGUGAGUGAGAUGGUCAUCUUUCUAGUGGUGGGUUUCAAUGCCCUCUCUGCUAUCCUGGUCAUCUUGAUCUCCUACCUGUUUAUAUUCAUCACCAUCCUGAGGAUGCAGUCUUCUGAAGGACGCCAGAAGGCCUUCUCCACCUGUGCCUCCCAUCUCAUCGCAGUCUCCAUCUUCUACGGGACCGUCAUCUUCAUGUACCUGCAGCCCAGCUCCAGUCACUCCAUGGGCUCUGACAAGAUGGCGUCCGUGUUCUACACCAUGGUCAUCCCCAUGCUGAACCCCCUGGUGUACAGCCUGAGGAACAAGGAGGUCAAGAGUGCCUUGAAGAAGGCUGUGUGGAAAGCAAAGUCUUCUGUGGGAUUCCUGAUUUAG